UCUUCAAAGAUGACAUGACGAUGACCAUUGCUAGGAGACGAUCAACGCGAAGUUUUUGUAGAUCAGGUGAUACUUCUAACUCUAAGUUGUGUUUGAGUUUGUGUAUCUAACAGUGAGAGGUUUUUAUCUUGCUCCGUGUCACCAGGAAAACAAAGUAAUUUUCAACAUCAGGAUGGCACGAAUGGCUGCCGAUACGUCUCCAGCGCCUUUUCCUUCGCCUUCUCGGGGUCUAUCCAUCACGGCAGGAGGCUCAUCUGCAUUGAUGCCACAGCAGACUCGAUCUUCGUCUUCGACGUCGUCGACGUCAACGUUUCGUCCACGACAGACGGUUCUAGCGCCUUACAAGCUGCUCUCUUCGGGAGAUGAUAGAGGGAGCUACUUUCGUGCUACGAUCCAGGAGAUCGACGACGGCAGUCAAAUGGCGAUGAUAACGUGGCUGCGCCCGAGUCCCCUAGAUCCAGCGGCGUCGGAGCAACCGAACACUUUCCUCUGCUCCACGGGCGCGGACGAGACACUCGAUAUGCUAAAACACGUGUCGGAGUUGCGGUGCCUUGAGGAAGGACAGAGCGGCAACACGGGUUCCACACCUGAUCCGAUCCAGAGUUCAUCGAUCCCAACAUCGUCCAACGCACCAGAUAUACUAGUUGUGAGUAGGCCAGCGCCGUCAGCGCCUGCUUCAGAGCGGUCCACCUUUGACAUUGGUGGUAAGGUUGAUAUCGACACACCGUUGAUAGAUCUAGGAUAAGUUGUACGAAUUUCAGUGGAAGUGGCGAUUCUACUUGAACCGUUGUCCAAAAGCAAAGAAGUCAAACAAAAAUGAUAAUGAACAUGAAGAACAUAAUGUAAAACUACAUGGUCGCGGUGGUCGGUCGACGCGUGUAGAAAAGUGUUGUAGAUUGAAAUGCUACAAGGUCGAGGUCCGAAGACGAAAGAUGAGACCGCAGACUGAGUUAGAGUUCUUG
Molecule: messenger RNA, 962 nt
Organism: Amoebophrya sp. A25
Lineage: Eukaryota; Dinophyceae; Syndiniales; Amoebophryaceae
Source: the annotation of a GenBank genome assembly